This is a messenger RNA of Micropterus dolomieu (smallmouth bass), 1501 nucleotides long. Its product is annotated as tumor necrosis factor ligand superfamily member 10-like. The transcript has 6 exons. Gene Ontology annotation, cellular component: membrane. Gene Ontology annotation, biological process: immune response. The record is from RefSeq and is a predicted model, not a curated record. Bases 77 to 958 code for a protein of 293 amino acids. Gene Ontology annotation, molecular function: tumor necrosis factor receptor binding. NCBI's taxonomy places the organism in Eukaryota, Metazoa, Chordata, Actinopteri, Centrarchiformes, Centrarchidae.
GAUCUGACUUGUCCUCCCUGCUGGAAUUGUUUCUUGCUCCUCGGAACUUAUUCGGGUGCCACACUCGCGCUGUGAUAUGGCCAUUUCUGUUUCUCUCCAGUGUCUGGGUCUCAUCAUACUCGCAGCAAUCCUCCUCCAGACCAUCGCCGUUGCCGUCAGUUUUAUGUAUUUCAACAACGUCCUGAACACGAUGCAGGAGAGUUUCUCCCGUAGUAGCGUUUCCUGUCUGAUUAACACAGAUCUGCACUCUGAGUUCGAAGAUUCAGCAGAGGACAAGAAGAGCGACCCCUGCUGGCAAGUCACGCAACAGCUCCACUACCUCAUAGAGAAGACGAUGGCUGAUAGAUUCCAGAAGGAGAUAUCCACUGCUAUGAGAGAUAAGGUGACAGGAGUGAUGCCUAUCCUGAGCCCUGGGGUCAGAGGGGUCCCUCUUCCUAAAGUUGCUGCCCACGUAACCGGUGUCACCUCGUCCACAGAAACUCCAACAACAGAUGGCCUGCGGAGUAGCAGGGGGUACCUGGGGGAGCGAAUUAGAGCAUGGGAGGGCCAGAGAGGUCUGGCCUUCCUGCAGGACAUGGAGCUGAGCGGAGGAGAGCUGCUGGUUCCCAGAGCAGGCCUCUAUUACAUCUAUGCCCAGACCUACUUCAGACUGCCCUCCACGGGGGAGAUAGAUGGGGAGGCAAAGGGGGAGACGGGGGAAACAAAGGAGGAGGAAGGAGUACAGCUUGUCCAGUACAUCUACAAGAAGAUGAGUUCCUACACGGUGCCCAUCCUGCUGAUGAAAUCAUCCCGGAGUGCUUGCUGGCCUCGGGGUCAGGAGCCUGGUCUUUUCUCCCUGCAUCAAGCCGGUUCUGCCUUUCUACAGCCUGCCGACCGCGUCUUCAUCACUGUUAGCAAUGCAAGCACCAUGGAGAUGGACGGGAGGGCAAGCUACUUUGGGGCCUUCCUUGUUGGCUAAAGAAAGGGAAUCUCAGAUAUAAGUGUCCGGGACUGGGAUGACUUGAUAUAGACAUCAACAGAAAUUAACCCAAAUAUCAGGGGUUUGCUUGAUAAUACAAGCAGCUGUCUGAGGGGACUGGAGAAGAAGAAUGGAUUGUGAGGAGUGCAAAGGACUUCUUCAGGACCAUGGUGCUGUAGGGUUAUGAACAAACUGAGCUGCUAGCAGACUGUCAGUGGCAAAUGGCAAGGAAGAAGAACCAUUUGCUGCUUAUUUACUCAGCAGUGACCAAUUAAUUGGUCCUCACACAGGUUUGGACAUGGAUUAUGUGGUGCACUCAGAGUACAGGGUAUUUGGAGCAGUACAAUAGAUGCAGAUUAAAUGUUGUGCUGUCAUGUGUGAAUGACUUCUAUGGAGAACAGAGUGAGCUGUUUUGCCUGCAGGUUCAACAGUCGAGUUCCACAGGAAAUGACAGUGCUGUUGGACAUAUGACACUUAAAUUGUCUUUUAUUGACAAUAAGUAUCAUGUUCAAUAUUAUGAAUGAAGUUUAUUUUUUGUUUACA